UGGAGGGGAAAAAACAGUACUCUUUUCCGGUUCGGGGCACUGUAGAAGCAGCGACGGACGUGUCGGACAACAGUUUGUGAGACUCUGCCACUGUGGAACACGCCUCUGGGCAGCCGCAGCUGUCACUGUGAGUGUCCCGGGACCCUGUUCACGGGAUGACGCGGCAUGGCAAGAACUGCACUGCAGGGGCUGUCUACACCUACCAUGAGAAGAAGAAGGACACAGCGGCCUCAGGCUAUGGGACCCAGAACAUCCGGCUGAGCCGGGAUGCCGUGAAGGACUUUGACUGCUGCUGUCUCUCACUGCAGCCCUGCCAUGAUCCUGUGGUCACCCCAGAUGGCUACCUGUAUGAACGGGAGGCAAUCCUGGAAUACAUCCUACACCAGAAGAAAGAGAUUGCCCGGCAGAUGAAGGCCUAUGAGAAGCAACGAGGAGCCCGGAGGGAAGAGCAGAAACAGUUGCAGCUCGCUGCAGCCCAGGACCAAGUUCGAGGCUUCCUGGAGAAGGAGACAACCAUCGUGAGCCGGCCCCUCAACCCCUUCAUGCCCAAAGCUGCCACCUUACCCAGCACAGGUGACAAACCACCUGCCUUUGGCCAGCGGUCUUCAGGGGGUGGCUUCCUGAGGUGUGUACCCCAGCUUCUCCCUCCCGCAGAUGGUGAACAGCCAGGGUCCAGUGCGGGUCCCCCAGGCAAGGACAAGAGCAAAGCGCUGCCCAGCUUCUGGAUUCCCUCACUGACGCCCGAGGCAAAGGCCACCAAGCUGGAAAAACCAUCCCGCACUGUGACUUGCCCGAUGUCUGGGAAGCCUCUGCGCAUGUCGGACCUGACGCCAGUACGCUUCACACAACUGGACGACUCUGUGGACCGCGUGGGGCUCAUCACACGCAGUGAGCGCUAUGUGUGUGCUGUGACCCGAGACAGCCUGAGCAAUGCCACACCAUGUGCAGUGCUGCGGCCCUCUGGGGCCGUGGUCACUCUGGAGUGUGUCGAGAAGCUGAUCCGGAAGGACAUGGUGGACCCUGUGAAUGGAGAUACGUUGACAGAGCGCGACAUCAUUGUGCUGCAGCGCGGCGGUACGGGCUUCGCAGGCUCCGGAGUGAAGCUGCAGGCCGAGCUGUCUCGGCCAGUGAUGCAAGCCUGAGCUGUGACCUAAUAAAGCUGCCUGUAAAUGGACUGGA
Molecule: messenger RNA, 1179 nt
Organism: Onychomys torridus (southern grasshopper mouse)
Lineage: Eukaryota; Metazoa; Chordata; Mammalia; Rodentia; Cricetidae
Gene: Nosip
Product: nitric oxide synthase interacting protein
Exons: 8
Coding region: 156-1142 (328 amino acids)
Cellular component (GO): nucleus
Molecular function (GO): ubiquitin protein ligase activity
Source: RefSeq, a predicted model, not a curated record